Molecule: messenger RNA, 240 nt
Organism: Cylindrotheca closterium
Lineage: Eukaryota; Bacillariophyta; Bacillariophyceae; Bacillariales; Bacillariaceae
Source: the annotation of a GenBank genome assembly
AUGGCAUUCAAACUAUUCAAGAAGAAGUCUUCCAAGAAGAGCAAGAAGGUAGUCGAAGAAGUUGCCGCCCCUGAACCUGCUCAGGACAAGCCUCUCCUUCAAGAAACCGAGGAGCCCAAGCCAGAACCUGAAGAAACCGAAUCUCCAUCGGUCGCUUCGGAGUCUCCUUCUGAGGAAGUUCCAAAGGAGCAAGAUAAGGAAUCGUGGAUGUCCAAGAUGACCAUGAAUUGCUGCGUAUAA